GUCAUGGUGCCGUCAGUUGGUAUCCAACCAUGAUUUUACAACCAACAACCGUCGAACUAACGAAAAUCCAUUUCUACAACCGCGAAAUUCCGACGAUAUCGCGCGAAAUCUUCGACAAUCAAAUAAACAAUACCGUCGUAAUUAAAAAAAAUCUCUUCAGACAUAAAUGGGUGCUCAAAAUCAACGAGAUCGGGGGCGGCCGCGAAAAGUUCCAGUGGCGGCUCGUGGUAUACGUUUUGGGGUUGAGUUGUCUUGUGGUGGCAGUGGUCUUUGGAUUGUACUUCACAUUCGGAAGAGGGACGAAAAGAGUGGAGUUCGGGACAAUUUUUACUUUUGUGAAGGAGACGAACGCUACUGAGGCGGCGGUGGAAUUGGUGACGGAAGUGGUGCCAACUUUAAACUUAACCACGCACGAAAAACAAACCCGAUGGAAGUUCUGCCAAAACUGUACGUCACGUGACCACAUCUGUUUAAAACAAUCGGAAGUGGAUAUUCCACAAUGUGUACAACCGUUAGAUAAAAAAGACCCCACCGGCUGCGGUGGUUUUUGUUCGAUUAAUACUCAGUUCUGCCAACUCCUAGACAAUCAAAGCCGAAUUUUUCAGUGUUCUAAUCUUAAAAACACCCUAAAAUGUCCACGCAAAACCUUCAACUGUGGAAAUAUGUGUAUCAACGAACAUAAAAGAUGCGAUGGAAUUAUACACUGUUCGAACAAAAUCGAUGAAAUGAACUGUGAUUGCAAUCUUGAUACACAUUUCCGAUGCGGAAAUGUGACGUCUUGUCUUUUGAAACUCAAGAAGUGCGACGGUUUCGUGGACUGCUGGGACAAAAGUGACGAAAUUGAUUGCAAGCAAGGUUGCAAAAACAACACAAUCCCUUGCCUUAACGGCGACUGUAUACCCAAAGAAAACUUCUGCGACGGAAAAUACCACUGUCCCGACCGUUCCGACGAACCUCAAGGCUGCCAACUAUAAAACACCAACUUCAUAAAUUACUCUGUUACUGUGAAGGAAAUGAUCCCUUAGUCGUUGAUUAAAUACAUACAUUAAGCAUU
Molecule: messenger RNA, 1054 nt
Organism: Zophobas morio
Lineage: Eukaryota; Metazoa; Arthropoda; Insecta; Coleoptera; Tenebrionidae
Product: very low-density lipoprotein receptor-like
Exons: 4
Coding region: 30-974 (314 amino acids)
Cellular component (GO): plasma membrane
Molecular function (GO): protein binding
Source: RefSeq, a predicted model, not a curated record